Vidua chalybeata is the source of this 2164-nucleotide messenger RNA. RefSeq names its product solute carrier family 5 member 8 (gene SLC5A8). The record is from RefSeq and is a predicted model, not a curated record. Gene Ontology annotation, biological process: propanoate transmembrane transport; sodium ion transport. Gene Ontology annotation, cellular component: membrane. Gene Ontology annotation, molecular function: organic acid:sodium symporter activity. Bases 25 to 1842 code for a protein of 605 amino acids. The transcript is spliced from 16 exons. NCBI's taxonomy places the organism in Eukaryota, Metazoa, Chordata, Aves, Passeriformes, Viduidae.
CCAAGUUCAGGUUCCUCGGGUGGAAUGGGGCGCUUCACGGUGUGGGACUAUGUGGUCUUUGCAGCUAUGCUGCUCAUCUCAGCCAUCAUUGGCAUCUACUACGCCUUCGUGGGAGGUGGGCAGAAGACAUCAAAGGACUUCCUCAUGGCAGGCCGCAGCAUGAGUGCCCUCCCGGUUGCGCUCUCCCUCACUGCCAGCUUCAUGUCGGCCGUCACCGUGCUGGGCACCCCUGCUGAGAUCUAUCGCUAUGGUGCCAUCUUCUGCAUCUUUGCCAUCACCUAUGGCCUGGUGGUGCUGUGCAGCGCUGAGAUCUUCCUGCCCGUCUUCUACAAGCUGGGCAUUACCAGCACCUAUGAGUAUUUAGAACUCCGAUUUAAUAAAUACCUACGCCUCUGUGGAACAGUCCUUUUCAUAAUACAAACGACUUUAUACACUGGUAUUGUCAUUUAUGCUCCAGCUUUAGCACUAAAUCAAGUCACUGGCUUCGACUUAUGGGGCGCAGUGGUGGCGACUGGCGUGGUCUGCACAUUCUACUGCACACUGGGUGGUCUGAAGGCAGUGGUGUGGACGGACGUUUUCCAGGUUGGAAUCAUGGUUGCUGGAUUUUCAUCUGUGAUUAUACGAGCUGUGGUGGUUCAGGAGGGAAUUGGACGCAUUGUAAAUGAUUCCUACCAUGGAGGAAGAUUAAACUUCUGGGACUUUGACCCCAAUCCUUUGCAAAGGCACACCUUCUGGACGAUUGUUAUAGGUGGGACUUUCACAUGGACUGGUAUAUACGGGGUUAACCAGUCCCAAGUCCAGAGAUACAUCGCAUGCAAAAACAGAUUCCACGCAAAAUUGUCCCUCUACAUCAACCUGGUGGGACUCUGGGUAAUCCUGGCCUGUGCCACACUGUGUGGACUGGCCAUCUACUCUAUCUACAAAGACUGUGACCCAUGGAUGGCCAACCAGGUGUCGGCACUCGACCAGCUAAUGCCAUACCUAGUGCUGGAUAUCAUGCGUGAUUUCCCAGGAGUGCCGGGACUUUUUGUGGCUAGUGCCUACAGUGGGACAUUAAGUACGGUGUCCUCCAGCAUCAAUGCUCUAGCUGCUGUGACUGUUGAAGACCUCAUUAAGCCCUACUUCAAAUCUCUCUCUGAAAAGAAGCUGUCAUGGAUUUCCAUGGGGAUGAGCCUGUUUUAUGGUGGAGUCUGCAUUGCUAUGGCUGCAGUGGCAUCUCUUCUGGGAGCCUUGUUGCAGGCAGCGCUCAGCAUUUUUGGCAUGGUUGGUGGCCCCCUUUUAGGACUGUUUGCCUUGGGAAUCCUCUGCUCCUUUGCAAAUGGAAUUGGGGCAUUUGUGGGUCUUGUCAGUGGCUUCAUUAUUUCACUUUGGGUUGGAAUUGGAUCUCAGAUUUAUCCUCCACUUCCAGAGAGAACCAAGCCACUCGAUCUCUCGACUGCAGGCUGUAAUAUAUCCUCAGGAAAUUUAACAUCAACAGAAAUUCCAUUAACAACGGUUUUCAGCAUACCAGGUGCAGAAAGGCCUGCCCUGGCAGACAACUGGUAUUCCUUGUCUUAUCUCUACUUCAGCACACUUGGGACACUUGUCACAGUAGUUGUGGGGAUAAUUAUCAGCCUCCUAACAGGAGGACUAAAGCAGAACACGGAUCCUAAAUUCCUGCUGACCAAGGAAGAUUUCCUGUCCAACUUCUCACGGUCUGAAACUGAGCAACCAGAGAAAGUGGAAGUGUUGAACUGGAAACCAUUUACUGUGGCAGACGAAGGAACUGACAACCCUGCCUUUAGCCACAUUGAAAUGGAUGUUGCAAGUGACAAGAACAAAGUCAAUGGUCUUCACAUAUGACACAAGGCCGUGUCAGCCCAUGAGGACAGUUUUGCUCAUGUCAAGCACUGUUGACGUUCCUGCUCUGGGUCAGUUACCAGCUCUGCUGGGGUCAUGGGCAGGCACCUGCUGAGCUUUGUGGCACUAUCGCCUUUGCACGACCUUGAGAUUAGUCAAGAAAGGAAUCAGGUUUUUCUUGCACUUCUUCACUCUCUCUGGAUCUUGGUGACAGAGCCUAAAGCAAUGUUUCUAUGUGAAAUAUUUGCUUGAUAUUUUUGAGCCUCCUGGAAAAUAUCUGCUUUUAAUCUCAUUUCACCCUCAGAGUGAAUUUUUUAUUUGGGAA